Molecule: messenger RNA, 192 nt
Organism: Laccaria bicolor S238N-H82
Lineage: Eukaryota; Fungi; Basidiomycota; Agaricomycetes; Agaricales; Hydnangiaceae
Exons: 1
Coding region: 1-192 (63 amino acids)
Source: RefSeq, a predicted model, not a curated record
AUGUGCACUUCGUUGCAGUUACCCGUACUGCAGGCUGUCCCCGUGUUAGAAGCACUCUACACCGUCACCUUGCUCUGUGCACCAAUUCUGGAUCAUGCUCAGUACUGGACGUUUCCCAUGGCUCACGCGACGGGAUUGGAAAAAGAAGAUUCCGGAUUGUGCGGACCACCCGGAGGCUCAGAACAGUUCUGA